UCAGCUGAUAUUCCCCAUCCUGGUCGCUAAGCGCGGGCCAGACUGCAACAGAGCGGAGCCACUAAUCUGGUGACCUCCGGCGAGCUCGCAUCCUUGAGCCUCGGUCGUCGAUCUGCUCUGCAAUCCCUCCUGGCUCCUCCGCCCCACGCUGCAACGGAGCGACCAUCCCGGUCAACUCCGGCGAGCUCACCCCGCCUCCUUCAGGUUUCAGCACAAGUCCUGCUCCACGAUUCCUUCUCAUCCCCACCCCCACCCCACCCUCCAAUGGAGCCACUGAGCUAACUCGGGUGAGCUCACCUCGCUUUCUUAAGGAUCCAGCCUCAAUCGUCGAUCUGCGCCGCCGCCACUUCUACCCCCGCGGCUCUCCACCCGCAAGCACGGCGAUCUGACCCACCCUACCCCCACCCACACAGACGCAUCGAAGUAAGUGCGGCGGCGCACCUGGAGCGAAGAGAUGGCGGUGACCAUGACGAGCGUUUCCACCGGCGUGAUGUACUCCCUCCUCGGGAAGCUCGCAACGCUGAUGGGGAAUGAGCAUCGCAAGAUCAAAGGCGUCCGGAACAAGGUAGCGUCCCUUCUGGACGAGUUCAGUAGCAUGAGUGCUCUGCUUGUGAAGCUCGCAGGCAUGGAUGAGCUUGACGUUCAGGCGAGGGAGUGGAGGGACCAGGUCCGGGAGAUGUCAUACGACAUCGAAGACUGCGUCGACGAUUUCAUGCGUGACCUUGGACAAAAAGGCGCAACCACUGGAUUUCUGAAGAAGACUGCCGAACGCCUGAAGAAGCUCAGGGUGCGCCAUCAAAUGGCCACCAUGAUCCGUAGGAUCGAGACUCGUGUAAGUGAAGUGCAUGACCGGCGCACGAGGUACAAAAUUGAUGAGUACACUCCAUAAUCCGGCAUUGUCGCUGUCGAUCCAAGAGUGAUUGCCAUCUAUGCAGAGGCGGCCGGUCUUGUGGGCAUCGAUGCUCCAAGAGACGAGCUCGUGGAAGAUGUUGAUGGUUGAAGGGAAAGAGCUGAGGGUGGCUUCUAUUGUGGGAUUCGCUGGUCUUGGAAAAACCACACUUGCAAAUGAAGUGUACCGUAAGCUUCAAGGACAAUUUGAUUGCCAUGCAUUUGUGUCGGUGUCUCACAAACCAGAUAUGCCGAACCUUCUCAGCAAUUUGUUA
Molecule: messenger RNA, 1163 nt
Organism: Aegilops tauschii subsp. strangulata
Lineage: Eukaryota; Viridiplantae; Streptophyta; Magnoliopsida; Poales; Poaceae
Source: RefSeq, a predicted model, not a curated record